AUGGCAAAGAAGGCAACCGCUCAAAAGACAGCAGCAUAAUCAGUGAAGAAAGGCACCCAUGCUAUCAGAAAGCACAAGGUAUGGACCAACACCACCUUCAGAAGACCAAAGACCUUGGCUCUCGCCCGUAAACCCAAGUAUCAAAGAAAGAGCGUCCAAAAGGAACAAACCUGGGACAAGUAUGCCAUCAUCAAGUACCCACUCAGCACUGAGAGUGCCAUCAAGACCAUCGAAGACAACAAUACAUUGGUGUUCAUCGUUGACAGAAGAGCCAACAAGCCCAUGAUUAAGAAAGCCUGUCAAGAGCUCUACAGCAUCAAGGUUUCAAGAGUGAACACCCUUGUCAGACCAGACGGACUCAAGAAAGCAUACGUAGUCAUCUCAUCCGACAUUGAUGCUCUCGAUAUCGCCAACAAAAUAGGAAUUAUGUGA
Stylonychia lemnae is the source of this 432-nucleotide messenger RNA. NCBI's taxonomy places the organism in Eukaryota, Ciliophora, Spirotrichea, Sporadotrichida, Oxytrichidae. The record is from the annotation of a GenBank genome assembly.